Molecule: messenger RNA, 2519 nt
Organism: Micropterus dolomieu (smallmouth bass)
Lineage: Eukaryota; Metazoa; Chordata; Actinopteri; Centrarchiformes; Centrarchidae
Gene: bco2l
Product: beta-carotene 15, 15-dioxygenase 2, like
Exons: 13
Coding region: 1-1815 (604 amino acids)
Biological process (GO): retinal metabolic process; carotene catabolic process
Cellular component (GO): mitochondrion
Molecular function (GO): carotenoid dioxygenase activity; beta-carotene 15,15'-dioxygenase activity
Source: RefSeq, a predicted model, not a curated record
AUGCCCGUCUGCGAAGUGGCCAGCAGGCAGCGAUGUCCGCAGGCCAGUGGGCUGGAAAGCCUGGCGCAUCUAGUGCGUUCUGUGGAGGAAACCCCUCAUCCCAUCCCCACCACCAUCAAGGGAACUGUUCCAACCUGGAUCAAUGGGAGCUUCCUGAGGAAUGGCCCUGGGAAGUUUGAAUUUGGGAAUGACAGGCAGCGAUGUCCGCAGGCCAGUGGGCUGGAAAGCCUGGCGCAUCUAGUGCGUUCUGUGGAGGAAACCCCUCAUCCCAUCCCCACCACCAUCAAGGGAACUGUUCCAACCUGGAUCAAUGGGAGCUUCCUGAGGAAUGGCCCUGGGAAGUUUGAAUUUGGGAAUGACAGAUACACCCACUGGUUUGACGGCAUGGCCAUGAUGCACCGGUUCCACAUCUGUGAGGGCAGUGUCACCUAUAGCAGCCGUUUCCUGCGAAGUGACUCAUAUGUCCGCAACUCAGAGAAGAACCGCAUCGUGGUGUCAGAGUUUGGGACGUUAGCCAUGCCUGAUCCCUGCAAGAACUUCUUUGCACGCUUCUUUUCACGCUUUCAGAUUCCUAAGGCCACAGAUAACGCCAGUGUGAACUUUGUCAAGUACAAGGGAGACUAUUAUGUCAGCACAGAAACCAACUACAUGAGACGAAUAGAUCCACAGAGCCUGGAGACAAAGGAGAAGGUGGACUGGAGUCAAUAUAUUGCUGUCAACUCAGCUACAGCUCAUCCACAUUAUGACCGUGAGGGGGCCACAUACAACAUGGGCAACUCUUAUGGAAAAAGCGGUUUCUUCUACAACAUCAUCCGUGUGCCUCCUCCUGAGGAGAAGACAGCCACAGAGGACUCUGCAGACCUGCAUGGAGCCAAAGUGAUCUGCUCCAUCCGUGCAGCUGAACCAAGGAAACCUUCCUAUUAUCACAGCUUUGUCAUGUCGGAGAACUAUAUUGUGUUCAUUGAGCAGCCAAUCAAACUGGAUCUGCUGAAGUUCAUGCUGUACAGAAUCCAGGGAAAGAGCUUUCAUAAAGUCAUGACCUGGGAGCCUCAGUAUGAAACCAUCUUCCACUUGGUCAACCGGCACACUGGGAAGGAGAGCAAAGUGAAGUACCGUGCGGCACCCAUGUUCACGCUUCAUCAGAUCAAUGCUUUUGAAGACAACGGCUUCUUGGUUAUGGACAUGUGCUGUGGGGACGAUGGUGAAGUCAUUGGAGAAUUCACACUGGAGAACGUCCGCAGAGGCACGGGAGAUGAAAUGGAUAAGUUUUACAACUCGCUGUGCAGAAACCUCCCAAGACGAUACAUCCUACCCUUGACUGUGGACGAACACACUCCUUUGGAGCAAAACCUUGUCACUCUGCAUAACUAUAAAGCCACAGCAAAGAAGACAAUGUCAGGCGAGGUUUAUAUGACCCAUGAGGAACUUCACGAUGAUGAGCUGCUGCAAUACGGUGGCCUUGAGUUCCCUCAGAUCAACUAUGAUCAGUACAAUGGCAGACCUUACCGCUACUUCUAUUCCUGUGGCUUUGGACAUGUCUUCGGUGACUCGCUGCUCAAGAUGGAUGUCCAGACCAAGGGGCUUAAGGUGUGGCGUUAUCCCGGCUUGUACCCGUCUGAGCCUGUCUUUGUUGCUUCGCCCAGAGCUACUGAGGAAGAUGAUGGAGUGGUCUUGUCAGUCAUUAUCACACCCAGAGAAGAGAAAAGUACUUUCCUGCUUGUCCUGGAUGCCAAGACCUUUACUGAGCUGGGAAGAGCAGAGGUCCCUGUCAAUAUCCCAUACGGGACCCACGGCGUGUUUAACGAGAUGGGCUAGAAGUGCCACUGUUUACAGCUCUGUGGCAAAUUGCUGAAACUGAACCAGCAACCAGUCAUUUUAUCCACAGAAUAUAAUAUUUCUGUCAAUGUCAUUGCCAGAAAAAUGGCAAUCUUUUGGACUCUAACAAGACAGAAAGCCCAGCAUGGCAUCAGCACGCUGAUAAAGGUUGUCCUCUAUGUGCUCUUAACUGUUCUUGUAAGAUUUUGAAACAGUCUUUAGACAAUGCAUAGGGUGCUUACAUGGAAGAACUAAUUCAACUACAUGGAAAAUAUUUUUAAGAAACACCAACAGCAUGAAAGUCAAUACACACAUUAAAAUAAAAUCCAUUUCCCCUUUUUCUGUUUAAACCCAUAGUGUUUUUGCAUCAUCAUGCCACUGGAAACGCUAUACUCCCAGUGAGAACAGAACAGCACUUAGGAAACAUAAAAAUGCAUCAGAGGAAAUUCAAUUUCUGUUGAAGUAACGUGAUAGAAAUGGACAACGUCUGAAAACAAAUGGAUGUAACUGGUCGAUAGCCUCCAGAGAGUCUACAGAGGUCACAUCACAAACGUAGCGCUGUUUAUACGCUCAAAACAACCCAAAACAAAGUUGACAUACACAUAAACACUGACAUGUAGGACCUUGAAAACGAACAAGAGCAGUUUGUUGUUUCAUUGUAUUAAACUGUGAGCUGAACAGAACAGUGCUGAAUAAAACACAAA